AAACCACUAGAGUUGAGCAGCGGCUCCAGCUGGGAAAGAGGGUGGGCUGCGGGGCCCAAGAGAAGGCAGUAAUCCAAAGUAGAGAAGCACGGUAGAGACAGAUAGCCCUGGGGAUUUAAAAGAAAAAAAGGCAUUGAACAGCAACGGGAUAGUCAUUUCCCGCCAUCUGCCCAGAUCCCCAAAGACUGGAAGCCCCGCCCUCUCAAGAUCUCAGUUCCGGUUCUCCAUGGUGAUGGUCGUAAUUCAUAAUCGGAAGUGUCGAAGGCCGUAGAUCAUUGGCGGAAGUAGCUUGGUACGUCGCAAAAGUGAGGUGCGACACUUCCGGCCGGCUUCUGUCUCUGGCGCGGGGAGGAAUCGUGAUCUUCCCGAGGACGUUCUCCGGCUCCGGAGCCAUGGAGCUGCCGCUGCCGCCUGACGACCAGGAGCUGCGGAAUGUCAUCGACAAGCUGGCCCAGUUCGUGGCCCGCAACGGGCCAGAGUUCGAGAAGAUGACGAUGGAGAAACAGAAAGACAACCCCAAAUUCUCCUUCCUCUUCGGAGGCGAGUUCUACAACUACUACAAGUGCAAGUUGGCCCUGGAGCAGCAGCAGCUGAUAUGCAAACAGCAGACCCCAGAACUUGAACCUGCUGCCCAGAUACAGCCCUUGCCACAGCCUUUGCCACAGCCCUCCUUACCACCAGCUCCAACCAUCAAUCCCUCUCAGGGAGCCCCUUCUAUGGAAGAACUCAUUCAGCAGAGCCAGUGGAACCUACAGCAGCAGGAACAGCAUCUUCUAGCCAUGAGACAGGAGCAAGUUACAUCUGCAAUAGCCCAUGCAGUGGAGCAGCAGAUGCAGAAACUACUGGAGGAAACCCAGCUGGACAUGAAUGAAUUUGAUAACCUGCUACAACCAAUAAUUGAUACGUGUACCAAAGAUGCAAUCUCUGCGGGAAAGAAUUGGAUGUUUAGUAAUGCCAAGACUCCUCCCCACUGUGAGCUGAUGGCUGGCCACCUUCGAAAUCGGAUCACUGCUGAUGGAGCACAUUUUGAGCUGCGAUUGCAUUUGAUUUACCUGAUCAAUGAUGUUUUGCAUCACUGCCAACGGAAGCAGGCAAGGGAUUUAUUGGCUGCCCUGCAGAAAGUGGUGGUUCCCAUUUACUGUACCAGCUUCUUAGCUGUGGAAGAAGAUAAACAGCAGAAAAUUGCCCGGCUCCUCCAGUUGUGGGAGAAGAAUGGUUACUUUGAUGAGUCAAUUAUCCAACAAUUGCAGAGCCCAGCCCUUGGGCUUGGACAGUACCAGGCAACACUGAUCAUUGAAUAUGCAGCUGUGGUACAGCCAGUUCAGAUGGCCUUCCAACAACAGAUACAGACCUUGAAGACUCAACAUGAGGAGUUUGUUAACAGCUUAGCUCAGCAGCAACAGCAGCAGCAACAGCAGCAGCAGCAACAGCAGCAACAGCAGCAGCAGCCACCCCCACAGCAGAUCCAGAUCCCACCCAUGGAAAGCGAAGUGAAAUCCACACCUCCCCCACCUGCCCCACCUCCAGCGCCCACACCUGCACCCUCUGCCCCUCCAACCACACAACCAGAUGACAACAAACCUCCCAUCCCAAUGCCAGGUUCUUCUGAAUAUGAUGCUUCAGGGGGAGGCGUACAAGACCCUGCUGCAGCCCCUGGUCCAAGAGGACCUGGGCCCCAUGAGCCCAUUCCUCCCAAUAAACCUCCUUGGUUUGACCAACCUCAUCCUGUUGCUCCCUGGGGCCAACAACAGCCUCCUGACCAGCCUCCUUACCCUCACCACCAGGGACCUCCUCACUGUCCUCCGUGGAACAACAACCAUGAAGGAAUGUGGAAUGAACAGAGAGAUCCAGGGUGGAACAAUCAGCGAGACCCUCCAUGGAACAACCAACCAGACCCUAACUGGAAUAAUCAAUUUGAUGCCCCUUGGAAUAAUCAGCAUGAGCAGCCCCCUUGGGGUGGUGGUCAAAGGGAACCACCCUUUCGGAUGCAGCGACCACCCCACUUCCGGGGACCAUUCCCUCCCCAUCAGCAACAUCCACAGUUCAACCAGCCUCCUCACCCCCACAAUUUCAACCGCUUCCCACCACGAUUCAUGCAGGAAGAUUUCCCCCCUCGACAUCCAUUUGAGAGACCCCCAUACCCUCAUCGUUUUGAUUACCCUCAAGGAGAUUUUCCUGCUGAGAUGGGACCUCCUCAUCACCAUCCUGGCCACCGAUUGCCUCAUCCUGGGAUCAACGAACAUCCCCCAUGGGGUGGACCCCAGCACCCAGACUUUGGGCCUCCCCCUCAUGGCUUCAAUGGCCAGCCUCCUCACAUGCGAAGGCAGGGGCCUCCUCACAUGAAUCAUGAUGACCCCAGCUUGGUCCCCAACGUCCCAUACUUUGACCUACCUGCUGGACUGAUGGCUCCUCUUGUGAAGCUAGAAGAUCAUGAGUAUAAGCCUUUGGAUCCAAAAGACAUACGUCUUCCACCCCCCAUGCCUCCCAGCGAGAGGCUCUUGGCAGCAGUGGAGGCAUUUUAUAGUCCUCCAUCCCAUGAUAGACCUAGAAACAGUGAAGGCUGGGAACAGAAUGGGCUGUAUGAGUUCUUCAGAGCAAAAAUGAGAGCCAGGAGGAGAAAAGGGCAGGAAAAGAGAAACAGUGGACCUUCUAGAUCUCGUAGCAGGUCUAAGAGUAGAGGUCGUUCUUCAUCACGAUCCAAUUCAAGAUCUUCCAAAUCAUCUGGUUCAUACUCAAGGUCACGUUCUCGCUCCUGUUCUCGUUCAUAUUCACGAUCCCGGUCUAGGAGCAGAAGCCGGUCCCGUUCUUCACGCAGCAGGUCACGGUCAAGGUCCAGGUCCAGGUCAAAAUCUUACUCCCCGGGAAGAAGGCGUCGAUCCCGAUCUCGGAGUCCUACUCCCCCUUCCUCAGCUGGUUUGGGCUCUAAUUCAGCACCACCUAUACCUGAUUCAAGACUUGGAGAAGAAAAUAAAGGACAUCAAAUGUUGGUGAAAAUGGGAUGGAGUGGAUCAGGUGGCCUGGGAGUGAAGGAACAAGGCAUUCAGGACCCGAUAAAAGGGGGGGAUAUCAGAGAUAAAUGGGAUCAGUACAAGGGAGUGGGAGUUGCUUUGGAUGAUCCAUAUGAAAACUACCGCAGAAACAAAAGUUAUUCGUUCAUUGCACGUAUGAAAGCCAGGGAUGAAUGUAAGUAAAUUGGUUGAGUUUCUCCACUAAGAGAGCAGGGCUCUCAUGUUGCCUAGGCUACAUGGCUAAAAUUUAACAUGGAAGAUUCAAAAGUUAAAACUUUUUUGUUGUUGUUGUUGUUGAAAACUGUCUUUUUUGAAUUUUGUUAAUCUUUUUUGGAAAAGUUUUGCUAUAAGUAAAAUCACUUCUUUGUUGUCUACCUGCUGCGUAGCCUUUUCUGUCCUUUGUUAGAAAUUUUAAUCCUAAAUUGAUACUUGGUAUGGAAGUCAGGAUCAUAGUAACAACUUGGUUUUAUCAAGGUUUACUUCUCUGAGAAAGUGACAGGAAAUGAAAUGGGAAGAUCAUGGCAUGUAAUACUGACAAAGCCCCGCACCUGAAUAUAAUGGAAACUGCAUCCUUAUGCUCAUCUGUGAUUUGAAUGCUUAAUAUCAAAAAAUUUCAAAAGAAAAAGGAUAUGGAAGCCCUUACAACUAUCUUCACCAUUUACACAUGAACUUUUGUCCUUUCCAGUGAAGUGUGAAAUCCAGGAUCCUCCACUCCCUGAAUAGGAAUCCUUGAAAUCUGAAGAAAUGGAUGUCUUGCACCUUCUUUAAAUCAAAUUUGAGCAUCUUACAUAAGCCAAGACUAGUAUCUUGAGGAAAAGACAUUAAGUGAUUGCCAUUUAGCCAACAAGGAAAUAGAUCAAAAGCCAGGAUGUGCUUUACCCUACCUUAAAAUUAUUGGUUGUGUAGUAAUAAAAACUAAGGCUAGACUUUACUACACAAUAUUUAAAGUAAGAACUUUUUGUUUCGAAGAUGACCUGCAUUUUUUUAAAAAUACCAUUUAAUUUAGUUUUAGUCAAAUGUAUAUUUAUCUAAGACUUUCCCUAAUAGAGAUCAUUCAAAGCCUAAUUCCUCUAGGAUACACUGACACUUAGGAUUAAGUUUAUAUUUUUCUCAAAUGUUAGCCAUUUGAAAUGGAGGAGGGAGCAAACUGAUAUGAGGACAUAGGGCUAAAGCAUCUUCCUGUUUUAGAGAUGCUGACCUUUGAAAAAGCUAUAUGUACUUAAUGUUUUUAUUUAUAGGAGGACCUGAACACCAGCACCUGUGUGCUCACAGCCCACUCACACUCUGUCUUGGGCAUCUAAGCAAAGUUAAACAUUUUACAGCUCUGUGUAUUCAUCAUUUUUAUGUUGAAACCAAAAUAGCAAGGGGAGUUGGAAGAGGAAUAAAAGUAUAAAUUAUCAUUGUGAGGCAUUACUGGAAACCCCAAGAGCAGUUUUCUUUUUCUGGACAUUAUCUAAACACCCUAAAAAGUAUGUGACAACAACAUACAGAGCUGAGUGCUGUGGGCACUUUGGUGUAGUGCCAUCUGUUGUACAGUUAACAACUUUGGAACUUUUGUUUUAAAAGAUGCAGAAAUCUCUCCCAAACUCUUUGACCCAAGGUGAUGAAAUAUUUGAUUCUGUUCUAGAUUUCCUGUAGCUGUGAAACUAUACAACUGUGUCUGAUUCAGAAUAAAAUGUCAACGUGUGAUGUUACAAAUUUCUUGUGGAUUUUACUGUUUUGCCUUCAAAUAAAGACUUUUUAUAAAGAAA
This is a messenger RNA of Antechinus flavipes (yellow-footed antechinus), 4759 nucleotides long. It is a transcript of the gene CHERP, whose product is annotated as calcium homeostasis endoplasmic reticulum protein. The record is from RefSeq and is a predicted model, not a curated record. The transcript is spliced from 17 exons. Gene Ontology annotation, molecular function: RNA binding. Gene Ontology annotation, cellular component: perinuclear region of cytoplasm. The coding region runs from base 393 to 3191 and encodes 932 amino acids. Gene Ontology annotation, biological process: intracellular calcium ion homeostasis; RNA processing. Lineage: Eukaryota; Metazoa; Chordata; Mammalia; Dasyuromorphia; Dasyuridae.